AUGAGGCAACCGAGGAGCGUGUGUAGGGUGCAGAGGGACCAGGCCCAGGGCGGCGAGGCUUUCGAGGGCGGCGCGCCCGCGCAGGCUCCCUCGCGCGUGCUCAAGCGAGCCGUGAGCUACCUCGAGCGAGUCAAGCGCACCUUCGCCGAGCGACCCGAAGUCUACCGCGCCUUCCUCGCCGUCAUGCACGCCUUCAAGGAACAAAGGGUGGAGAUCACGGGCCUGGUGACGCAGGUGUACCAGCUGUUCGAGGGACAUCCCAACCUGCUCAUCGGCUUCAACACCUUCCUGCCGAUCGGCCACUCGAGCGGCGCCAAGCCGACACACCCGGCCGUCGUCGCCGCCAACGUCAACAACGCAAACGUCUCGGACGAGGUGCAACCCGAGCAGCCGGCCCAGCUGCAGACCGUCACGGUCUCGACGGGCUGGUGA
Messenger RNA from Acanthamoeba castellanii str. Neff, 432 nucleotides. Its product is annotated as paired amphipathic helix repeat-containing protein. The record is from RefSeq and is a predicted model, not a curated record. NCBI's taxonomy places the organism in Eukaryota, Discosea, Longamoebia, Acanthamoebidae. The transcript is spliced from 2 exons. Gene Ontology annotation, biological process: regulation of DNA-templated transcription. The coding region runs from base 1 to 432 and encodes 143 amino acids. Gene Ontology annotation, molecular function: transcription corepressor activity.